Molecule: messenger RNA, 2626 nt
Organism: Pteronotus mesoamericanus
Lineage: Eukaryota; Metazoa; Chordata; Mammalia; Chiroptera; Mormoopidae
Gene: DTNB
Product: dystrobrevin beta
Exons: 22
Coding region: 346-2265 (639 amino acids)
Biological process (GO): synaptic signaling
Cellular component (GO): plasma membrane; synapse
Molecular function (GO): zinc ion binding
Source: RefSeq, a predicted model, not a curated record
GCCGGUGGCGCGUGCCCGCCUCCAGCCCGGAGUCCUCGCGCCCUCGCGCCCUCGCGCUGGGGGCGGGCUCGCUGCGCGUGCCGGGCGGGGAAGCGGCGCGAGCCGGGCGCUGAGAACGUUCGCUGCGGGGGCGGCUCCAGGGCCUGAGAGAGCGCAGCUGCUGUCUUUGCAGCGAGCGCCGGGCCGGAGGCGGCGGAGGAGGCUGCGGCCGCGGGAGACCGUCUCGACGCCCCCUGCUCCGGCCGGGAAGUGAGUAAGAGAGAGAGAGAGAGGAAAGAGAAAAAGCCAUCGAUGUGAGAGCGAAACAUCGAUGUGAGAGAGAAACAUUGAUCUGUUGCCUCCUGCAUGCUCCCCGACCGGGGAUUGAACCGGCAACCCAGGAUGAUUGAGGAAAGUGGGAAUAAGCGGAAGACCAUGGCAGAGAAGAGGCAGCUGUUCAUAGAAAUGCGUGCUCAGAAUUUUGAUGUCAUACGACUAUCAACUUACAGAACAGCAUGCAAAUUACGAUUUGUACAAAAACGAUGCAACCUCCAUCUCGUUGAUAUCUGGAACAUGAUUGAAGCCUUCCGAGACAAUGGCCUUAAUACACUGGACCACAGCACUGAGAUCAGUGUGUCCCGCCUCGAAACUGUCAUCUCGUCCAUUUACUACCAGCUGAACAAGCGCCUUCCUUCCACUCACCAGAUCAGCGUGGACCAGUCCAUCAGCCUCCUCCUCAACUUUAUGAUUGCUGCAUACGACAGCGAGGGCCGAGGCAAGAUGACGGUAUUUUCAGUUAAAGCUAUGUUAGCGACCAUGUGUGGUGGAAAAAUGCUGGACAAAUUGAGAUAUGUUUUCUCCCAGAUGUCAGAUUCCAAUGGCUUACUCAUAUUUAGCAAGUUUGACCAGUUUCUGAAGGAAGUUCUGAAGCUCCCCACAGCCGUCUUUGAAGGGCCGUCUUUUGGUUACACAGAGCACUCCGUCCGCACCUGUUUUCCACAGCAGAAAAAGAUAAUGCUAAAUACGUUCUUAGACACCAUGAUGGCCGAUCCUCCUCCGCAGUGCCUUGUCUGGCUGCCUCUCCUGCACAGGCUUGCUCAUGUUGAGAAUGUCUUCCACCCGGUGGAGUGCUCCUACUGCCGCUGCGAGAGCAUGAUGGGCUUCCGGUACCGGUGCCAGCAGUGCCACAACUACCAGCUCUGCCAAAAUUGCUUUUGGCGUGGCCAUGCCAGUGGUUCGCACAGCAACCAACACCAGAUGAAGGAGCAUUCCUCCUGGAAAUCCCCUGCAAAGAAGCUGAGCCAUGCAAUUAGUAAAUCUUUGGGGUGCGUACCCACCAGAGAACCCCCGCAUCCUGUUUUUCCUGAGCAACCAGAGAAACCACUUGACCUUGCAAAUAUAGUUCCGCCUCGCCCUCUGGCUAACAUGAAUGACACCGUGGUGAGCCACAUGUCCUCUGGAGUACCCACUCCCACCAAGAGGUUACAGUGUAGCCAGGAUAUACCCAGUCACUUGGCCGAUGAGCAUGCGCUGAUCGCCUCCUAUGUGGCCCGUCUGCAGCACUGUGCACGUGUCCUGGAAAGCCCUAGCCGACUGGAUGAGGAACACCGGCUUAUAGCCCGCUAUGCCGCCCGGCUGGCCGCAGAGGCAGGAAACAUGACCCGUCCCCCCGCUGACCUGAGCUUUAACUUUGAUGCCAACAAACAACAAAGACAGCUUAUUGCAGAACUGGAAAACAAAAACAGGGAGAUCCUGCAGGAGAUCCAGCGCCUGCGCCUGGAGCACGAGCAGGCUUCCCAGCCCACCCCUGAGAAGGCCCAGCAGAACCCCACGCUGCUGGCCGAGCUGCGGCUGCUGAGGCAACGGAAGGACGAACUGGAGCAGAGGAUGUCGGCCCUUCAGGAGAGCAGGCGGGAGCUGAUGGUCCAGCUGGAAGGGCUCAUGAAGCUGCUGAAGGAGGAAGAGCAAAAGCAGGCAGCCCAGGCCACAGGCUCGCCGCACACGUCGCCCACGCACGGAGGCGGCCGCCCGCUGCCCAUGCCGGUCCGCUCGGCGUCGGCGGGCUCCACGCCCACGCACUGCCCGCAGGAGCCGCUGGGCGGAGUCGGCGGGGACCUGCAGGAGGCCUUCGCGCAAGGUACGAGGAGAAACCUCCGCAAUGACCUGCUGGUGGCUGCUGACUCCAUCACCAACACCAUGUCAUCCCUGGUGAAGGAGCUCCACUCAGCAGAGGAAGGUGCAGAGGAAGAAGAAGAGAAGAUGCAGAAUGGGAAAGACAGAGGUUAGCGGAGGAGCUGGGACAGAGAGGACGCACGGCACAGGGGACGUGGAGCGAGCUGGCAUCAACCUGAGGAAGGCGAGGCCCUCCCCCAGAGGGGCAUUCCUGUCCAUCUUUCCACGGCACACCUGGACCAGGCUUGCAGGAUGCCAGAUGUCACACCCGCCAGGGGGAGGGGAGCCCAGCGCCAGUGGGAAGUGGGAGGGGACACCAGAUGCCCUGCCGGUGGGCGGCCCUCGCACGGUCCUGCAUGAACUUGCAUCUUCCCUGCUCCCCUCGGGCAGGGUCUCACCUCUGCCCCGGAGUCUAUUGGGAGAUUGAAAAGAGCAAAGAAACAGCACAAGCCUUCCGUGUGUGUGACCUGAUGGC